This is a messenger RNA of Sycon ciliatum, 2745 nucleotides long. Its product is annotated as beta-1,3-galactosyltransferase 1-like. The coding region runs from base 184 to 1188 and encodes 334 amino acids. The record is from RefSeq and is a predicted model, not a curated record. Gene Ontology annotation, cellular component: Golgi membrane. NCBI's taxonomy places the organism in Eukaryota, Metazoa, Porifera, Calcarea, Leucosolenida, Sycettidae. Gene Ontology annotation, molecular function: hexosyltransferase activity. The transcript has 2 exons.
UUACAAUUAUUAUUUGCAAAGACUAAAAUUUAAAAAGACAAACACACUGGUUACCGAUGUGGAUACAGUUCCCUUCGCAGACCUACUAGUACUACUCCGGGACUCAGGUUCCAGCAGCCAGUUAGGGCUAUUUCUUAUCAUAAGGCUUGGCUACCAGAGGAGAAGAGGACAGCUCUCGCCGAAAUGAAUGUUACUAAAGCAGUGAAACAACUUGCCUCGUUCGCGCUUGGAAUAAUUGUCAGCUGGUGUUGUGUUAGACUUGCCUCGAUGAGGAUUCAGUCGGAUGGCUUGACCAGUCCACAGCUUGGUGUGCAGAAAGAGCAUGUGCUGAGCCAAGAGGUUACCGUCAUGACAGAAGUCCACAUUGACUUCACCAACCCUGACAUCAAGGCCAUCGUCAAUCGCCAGGAGAAAGCCUUUCGUUCUUCGAACGCUUCUCAGGUCUAUCUGGUUGUGCUGAUAAAGUCCUUUGCAAAGAAUAAACUCAGUCGUGAUGCUCUGCGUACGUCAUGGUUCAUUCGUGAUACUAAAACGUAUCGUCCCGUACCUAGCAAAUUGAUACGACAAUAUUUCCUGGUGGGAGAUGCAGAAGACGAGGACACUGAACAGCAAUUGAAACAGGAGCAGCGUGAAUUCGUUGACAUCAUACGUGUCCCAUUUUCAGACAACUAUGAUUUCCUUGCACCCAAGGUAUUCUACGGCCUACAGUACGCUGCACAGCACCUAGAGUUUGAGUACGCCCUAGUCGCCGAUCAGGACACUCUGGUCAACUGGCAGACACUGCUGCCCUGGAUGGCGUCACACCCGCGCCGCAACCUCUACGCUGGCAAACUAGUCAAGGACCGGCCUGUCAAUCGCGACCCUGCUGCCAAGUUUCAUGUGCCAAAAGAGAUAUAUGCGCCAGCAAAGUACCCGCCGGUUGCUGCUGGUUUCGGCUACUUGAUGAGCUCUGAUGUCGUGCACGGUCUCCUUUCUGCUAUGGAAAAACACGCGCUGGUAGGAGAAGACGAUGCAAUGGUUGGUGUUAUUGCCUCUUCUCUCGGCGUGCAAGUGACCGAUGUUGGUGCGUUCCAGGUACACGGUGCCUGCACUGUUAAGUUUCCCAUGGUGCUGGCUGGUGUGAGUGGGUCCGGGCAGAUGACCAGUCUGCAUCAGAAGGGCCUACAGAGACUAGCCGUGUGUGGCUGAGCCGUAUCCUGCUGUCACCAUACCCCCACCGCUACUGCUGGCGCUACUUCAGUACUUCUACUGCUGUGUGCCCGGUGACAAUCUUGCCACGCGGCCUCUAGAGACACGCUUUCCGCUGUGUGGCAUACAUUGCGGAUGUGUGCAUACUGGCACACUGAUGCUUGGCUUCUUACAGUGUUUCCUGAUGCUCUACUCUGCGCUGCUAGGAACACGUACGUAUACAGCCGUUGUGGCAUGGUAUUAUACAGUGUGCAUGUACCGGUAUUUUAGUGCUGCUACGUGUACAUUGGUUGGGAGAUGCUCCAUACUGCCCAGCACUGUUGUGAGAACCUGUGCAGCUGAAUAUGGAUGCAUCCCUUUCUGCAGCUAGCAUGUUACUUCAAUCCCACUUCGUUGGGACCCCUGUAUUCCAGGGCCAAUCUAUCAUCAUUAUCCUGGAGAGGAGCUUCUGCACUGGAACUAGUUCUCCAAAGCUUGGGAUUUGCGUCGAGUGUAACGGCUCUGCAGCGUGGCAGUUUCUAGUGGAGUUGUACGUCUGAGCCUGGUCUGGGUGUGGACGAGGCCAGCGGUGGCUCUGUGCGUUGGCUGAGCAGCUUAGUUACGUAGUAUGUGCAGCAGUGCUCAGCAUUUGACAAGCUGAACCGUGGACGGCUUCCAGGCAGCGCAGCAUACGUGUACGCUAUCACCACUACAGUAGAUGCUUGUCAUCUUGUCUUUGGAACAGCUGCUGCUACCACAACUACGGGGUGCAAUAUUUUUAUUCAAGCGCAGCGAAAUGUGAGAACAAGAAACAGCUCUACUACAUGCCACCAUAGUGUGUAUUCGCUCACUGGAGUGCCAGGCUGCUGACCAUCCCUGUUGUGAUGCUACUAUCACCAGCCCGCCCGCAUUCAUAGGUCGCUGCGACGAGCAGAGCAUGUCGCCACGGACAGCAGCAGCAGCAACACCACUGCAUGAGCAAAGAGCACUGGUCCAUGGAGCAUGUUGGAUGUGAUGUGUCGGUAAGAAUGGUGCCCAGUGCUGUGUGAUUUGCUCCUGCUGUACUUGUCCAGUGGAGUGCGUGCAGACUUCCCUGUCUCAGUCAUCCCGGCGCAGCGACUGUCUGUUGUACAUCUGCCCCGGUGUGUAUGUGUGCAUGUGCUUGCACUUUCUGACGAGAUUGCACAUUGCACUGAUGUACGUAUCCCCGUAGGUGUGUGUAUGUGUACAUGUACACGUCCGGUUGGGUGUUCAUUGUGCAUUCGACCAGUUAAGGCCAAUGCUCAAUAGGGUCUUGUACGUUUAACACUCGGCCGGAUAUACGGGAUUUUCGUACGUGACAAUGUUGUGUACAAGGGUUAUAAGGGUUUUUAAUUUUCCCUUUUUAUCACAAUCACCUCAUCUUGUAUUUCACUUUAUCACUCUUCUAUAUCGACCUCCACUAAUUCUUGUGAUUCUUGACUGGUCCUAUAUUACCCAUAUUGCCGUAAUAUCGACCGCUUGAAUCAACCACUUAGGCAUUGUAAUCUUUCGACUUUGGAGAAAAUUUGAAAGAUAGAAGUCAAAGGAAGAGAACAA